AUUUUACUGACUUCUUGAUGUUAAUAUCCGUUAAUCCUCUUCCUUUGACAACUUCCGAAUGUAGACCUCUUGCAGUAUUUCGCUUUCCUGGAAGAUCUUUUGUCCAAGACAGUUUUGCUCUUCCUUCUACCCACCUCUCAGAUUCUCCUUCACUCUUCCCCAGCGUAUAUUUUUCACCUUCUGUAUUUUUCAUCUUCUCUAUAUUUCCUCUUUUGCUCGUAGUCUUGCCUGUUUAACGUUCUCUUCUGCAAUGUGGUGGUGGCUGUUUGGUGUUCUGAGCUGUCUGUUGGUGGCACUGCUCAUCAUCUUGUUCCGAGCUACCGGUCAGCGGUACAAGGUGUUCAGUGAGAAGUGCCUGAGAUCACCAGGACCCCUGGUCACCAACAGCAAAGAGAGGGAUGCCAGACUAAAGAGAGGGUUCCGUGUGGACCGGGUUCCACCCGCUCUGGAUGCAGUGGUGAUUGGCAGCGGCAUUGGAGGAUUGACAGCAGCAGCCCUUUUAUCUAAAGCUGGGAAGAAAGUUGUAGUCCUGGAGCAACAUGAUCAAGCUGGGGGCUGUACACACACCUUCCAAAAUAAGGGGUUCGAGUUUGACGUGGGUAUCCAUUAUCUGGGCCAGCUUCAUGAGAACAGCUUGUUGAAAGUUGCUUUGGAUCAGAUCACAGAAGGACAGCUGCAGUUUGUAAAGCUGGAACAACAUUACGAUACCAUACUUCUUGGACAGCCUGACCAUUGCAGGGAGUAUCAUAUCCAUGCAGGAAAGACUGAGAUGGCAGUUUGCUUGAAGAAGCAAUUCCCAGAAGAAGAGGAGGCUAUUGACAAAUUCAUGAAACUGAUGAAGCAUGCCUCACGGAGAACUCCACUUAUUGCCAUGUUGAAGAUCCUGCCUUACCCAGUGGUAAACUUUCUGAUUUGGACUGGCCUAUUGGAUAAAAUAUCUUCUGUGUUUCGCCUAGCAUCAACCAGCCAUUCAGAAAUGAUGUCUCAACUCACUCAAAACAAGGACCUGCAGGCACUCUCUGCCUACUUUUUCUAUGGUGUCCCUCCUAAAGAGUCGAGCUUUCUCAUUAAUGCUCUUCUUCUCCACCACUACAAACGUGGGGCAUACUACCCAUAUGGGGGUGCCAGUGAAAUUGCUUUUCACAUCAUUCCAGUCAUUAAGCAGGCAGGCGGUGAAGUACUGGUCAGGGCGCCUGUACAGCGCAUCCUCAUCAACAGUCAGGGAAAAGCCUAUGGUGUGACAGUUCUUAAAGGAGAACAAGAGAUUGAGAUCCAUGCCCCUGUUGUAAUUUCGAAUGCUGGAAUCUUCAACACCUUCCAGAAAUUUCUACCUCAGCACAUUCAGGAAAACCCAGAAAUCCAGUCACUGCUAGGUAUGCUUCGUCAUGGUAUGGGUUCAUUCCUGGUCUUUGUCGGGCUGGAUGGGACCAAGGAAGAGCUGGACAUUGUUUCCAAAAACUUCUGGAUGUAUAAAGGCAAUGACCUGGACUCACUUAUGGAGAAAUACUCUUCUCUGAAGAGAGAGCAAGUAUUAGGAAACAUCCCAAUGAUGUUUAUCACCUUCCCAUCUGCUAAAGACCCAACAGCCACCAUUCGACAGCCAGGUAAGUCCUGUAUGACAUUACUUACCAUGGCCCGCUAUGAAUGGUUUGAGGAUUGGGAAGAGACCAAAGUUGGCAAGAGGGGUCAGGAGUAUUUGGAUCUGAAAAACAACAUGGCCCAGGAAUUGCUGGAAUGGGCUUUAACCAUCUUCCCUCAACUUCGAGAUAAGGUGGUAAUGGUAGAAGCUGCCACCCCUUUAACUAAUGUCCACUAUUUGGGCGCUCCAAGAGGUGAGAUGUAUGGUGCAGAGCACAACCUGGAGCGAUUUGGGCCAGAAACGGCUGCCAAGACACGACCACAGACACCAGUCAGCGGGCUUUUCUUAACAGGUCAGGAUGUAUUCUGCAAUGGCAUGGCUGGGGCACUGCACGGCGGACUGCUCUGUGCCUCGGCUGUCCUCAAUCAAAUUCUCUACAUCGACCUUCUUGCUCUGAAAACCCGCCUUAAGCACCAAACGAUCAAGAAGAAGAAGACCUGAUAUGCAGAGUGACUGAAGGCCUGAGGGAAGAGGAGGUGAAUUGUGGCAGACAUCUUCAGUCCAAGCUUCAAAGGCUCCCUUGUUUAUUUCUGCUAACUCUGCCCUCCUCCAGACGUCUUGGGAUCAACCUCCUAAUGUUCUCAGGAUCAGAAACAAGUUUAUCAAUAAACGUUUUAAACCAU
Molecule: messenger RNA, 2262 nt
Organism: Fundulus heteroclitus (mummichog)
Lineage: Eukaryota; Metazoa; Chordata; Actinopteri; Cyprinodontiformes; Fundulidae
Product: all-trans-retinol 13,14-reductase
Exons: 13
Coding region: 251-2080 (609 amino acids)
Molecular function (GO): oxidoreductase activity
Source: RefSeq, a predicted model, not a curated record